AUGGAUCUCAGCACGACGCCCAGAAGGGCCACGGAAGGCGUCGGCGAUCUGCAAAAGACCAGAGUGGCGAAGAGCGUCUUCAGCAUCCGCAGCCUGGUUGACGUCGAGGAAACGGAGUUCCCCGCACAGGACGACGAGCGCCCGUCAAAUCAUUCGUCGCGAGGAGGCAGCGAGCAGGCCGUCCCGCAGACGAGUCCUGCGAGCAGCACGAGCAACUCGAGCCAGGUGACUCAGGUGAGCCAGCAGGUGAGCCAGCAGCCUCACCCGCAGUCUCACCAGCAAUCGGCGCCGGCGUCAACGACGACGACGACGACACCUCAGCCCACCCAAAUGGGCAUCUCUACCGAGGAGGUAAGGCCCGAGGAAGAGGGCACCCACCCGCGAGCGGCGCCGACCAGCCCCGAGAGCGAGGCGGAGGCCGACGACUUUGCGCCCAAGAGAAAGCAGCGUCGCUACAGAACGACCUUUACUAGCUUUCAGCUGGAGGAGCUUGAAAAGGCCUUCUCCAGGACGCAUUAUCCGGACGUGUUUACGAGGGAGGAGCUCGCCAUGAAGAUCGGCCUGACGGAGGCACGGAUACAGGUCUGGUUCCAGAACCGGCGGGCCAAGUGGCGUAAACAGGAGAAGGUCGGGCCCCAGGCGCAUCCCUACACACCGUACCCACCACCGUCGGCGGUCGUGGCGCCGACCUUGCCGAACCCCUUCGCCCAUCUGGUCAACUUCCCGCACAGGAAGCCCUUCGAGGCCUUUCGCUAUCCGCCGCUGGGUCACGGCCCGGUCCUCUCCGGUAGUUACGCCGCUCAUCCCUAUCAUCGGGCCCCGCCACCGCUGCUGCCGCCCGGCAUGCCCCUGCCGUACACGUCCGCCGCCUCCUUCCAGAAUUUGCUCGCGAACAUAUCGGCGGCGCAGCGACCGAAGUUGGUGCGCAGUUCGCCACCCCCGCCCCCGCCACCUGCCUCCGCGAUAACCCUGUCGCAUCCCCCGGUGGCGCCGCCACCCCCGCCGCCGCCGACGGCCACCUCGCCGCAGAGCUCGCCUACGGGUAGCGUCGGAUUACCGGACAUCGACAGGAGGACCAACAGCAUCGCCUCGCUGAGACUCAAAGCCCGCGAGUACGAGAUGCAGCUGGAGAUGUUGCGUAAGAACGGCGAUCUCAUAAGUUGAAACGCUGCCGGGGUCAGGUGCGGCAGACAACGAGCGCCAGUCUGUCCUGAAUCGGUUCG
This is a messenger RNA of Wasmannia auropunctata (little fire ant), 1223 nucleotides long. Its product is annotated as homeobox protein aristaless-like. The transcript is spliced from 4 exons. The coding region runs from base 1 to 1164 and encodes 387 amino acids. Lineage: Eukaryota; Metazoa; Arthropoda; Insecta; Hymenoptera; Formicidae. The record is from RefSeq and is a predicted model, not a curated record. Gene Ontology annotation, molecular function: DNA-binding transcription factor activity, RNA polymerase II-specific; RNA polymerase II transcription regulatory region sequence-specific DNA binding. Gene Ontology annotation, biological process: regulation of transcription by RNA polymerase II.